GUAUAAAAGAGCCCUCCCCUGCACCGCGCUGUCACUGCUCCUGCCUGCUCCGUCCCGCACAGCACCGUCCAUAGACGUCAGCCCCAGCAAAAUGAAAACCGACCUGGAGCUCGCCUUGGAGUGCGCCAUCAACAUCUACCACCAGUAUGCCAUAAAGAACCCCAUCGAUGACUACCUGGACAAGUCUGAGUUCUCGCAGCUGCUGAAGGAGACUGCCAAGCCCUUCCUCCACAACACCAUGCCGCCCAACAUGUCUGCUGAUGAGUACAUAAGCAAGCUCUUUGCCAAAGCCGACAGCAACCAUGAUGGUCGCCUCAAGUUCACCGAGUUCCUGACCACGCUGAAUCUUGUAGUCAUUGAUGCCCACAAUAGGUCCCAUGGGAGACACGACCACCAUCAUGAUGCCAGUCAUGGCCAUGAUCAUGGCCACGACCAUGGCCAUGACCAUGGCCACGACCAUGGCCACGGUCCCAGAAAGUGAAGUGCUUCCCAGAGUGACUGAGCCCAUGGGAUUGUGCUUUUCCAGCAGCAUCAUCCCUUCCAUUUGCCCAUCAGCACAAACCUGUAACCAAAGCUUCUGCCUAUGUCAUUGAAAUAAAAUGUCUUUCUUCAAGCACCAAA
Messenger RNA from Strigops habroptila (Kakapo), 621 nucleotides. Its product is annotated as protein S100-A9-like. Gene Ontology annotation, molecular function: calcium ion binding. The transcript has 3 exons. The coding region runs from base 92 to 481 and encodes 129 amino acids. Lineage: Eukaryota; Metazoa; Chordata; Aves; Psittaciformes; Psittacidae. The record is from RefSeq and is a predicted model, not a curated record.